CACAAAAGUAAAUAAAAGCCCAAAACUGCUUGCGGUCAAUAGUAAAAGACGCCUCUCUCUUUUCUACUCUUCAUCUGUCAACACAGCCCGCAGAUCCAGUAAUAUUUCAGGUACUUCCAGAUAUUUCUCGCAAUAUAUUAACGAUUGAUAUAUACUAACGUGGUUUUCUGAUUCAGUUCAAGUGAGAAAAUGGAGGGGACAGUCUUCACCCCGGCUCUGGAAGGAAUGAAGCACAUCAAGUCGGAAGACGGAGUGAUUCUUACCAAACCUUUCCUGGAUGUUUGCAAACAAAUUUUACCUAUUAUAGACAAGUUUGGAGCUGCGAUGACACUUGUCAAAUCUGAUAUUGGUGGCAAUAUAACCAGGUUAGAAAAUAAGUACUUGUCCAACCCUACACAAUAUAACCACUUGUACAGCAUGGUACAAGAAGAGGUUGAAGCUAAGACAGCUAAAGGCUCAUCCAGUUGCACCAAUGGUCUUUUGUGGUUGACAAGGGCCAUGGAUUUCUUGAUGGGUUUGUUUCGGAAUAUAUUGGAACAUCAGGAUUGGUCCAUGUCUCAAGUUUGCAGUGAUUCUUAUGGCAAGACACUGAAAAAAUGGCAUGGUUGGCUGGCCAGUUCAAGCUUUACGGUUGCCAUGAAACUUGCUCCUGAUAGGAAGAAGUUUAUGGAUGUUAUAGGUGGCACAGGUGAUAUUAAUAGUGACAUCGAAAAAUUUUGUACGACUUUCUCACCAUUUCUCGAGGAGAAUCACAAGUUUUUGGCUAGCGUUGGAAUGGAUGAUCUUAAAGCAUCUUAAAUGGUCGUUUUAUAAUGUUUUCGAAAUAGUUCUUGGACUUAAUUAUACUGAGAUCCGCGCUAUUCCAUAUGUAAUAAUGUACUGCGUACCUGUUUUACCACAUGAGAAUUUACGGUAUAAGGUUUUUUGUUUGAGGAAGCUCAAGCUAUGAGCUUCGGAAGGAAAGUCUAAAUCGAGAGUUUGUUAAUUUAUUGUGGACGUUCUCUACUUUGUGGUAUUUGUUUAACCAAAUUUGCGAGAUGAAAAAGCAUUUUGAGUUGGGUUAUGCUACAUGUA
Messenger RNA from Olea europaea var. sylvestris, 1074 nucleotides. Its product is annotated as glycolipid transfer protein 1-like. Gene Ontology annotation, biological process: ceramide transport; intermembrane lipid transfer. The coding region runs from base 190 to 798 and encodes 202 amino acids. Gene Ontology annotation, molecular function: ceramide 1-phosphate transfer activity; ceramide 1-phosphate binding. Gene Ontology annotation, cellular component: cytoplasm; cytosol; membrane. The transcript has 7 exons. NCBI's taxonomy places the organism in Eukaryota, Viridiplantae, Streptophyta, Magnoliopsida, Lamiales, Oleaceae. The record is from RefSeq and is a predicted model, not a curated record.